This is a messenger RNA of Moesziomyces antarcticus, 1179 nucleotides long. Its product is annotated as nuclear pore complex subunit. The record is from RefSeq and is a predicted model, not a curated record. Gene Ontology annotation, biological process: mitotic spindle assembly checkpoint signaling. The transcript is spliced from 2 exons. The coding region runs from base 1 to 1179 and encodes 392 amino acids. NCBI's taxonomy places the organism in Eukaryota, Fungi, Basidiomycota, Ustilaginomycetes, Ustilaginales, Ustilaginaceae. Gene Ontology annotation, cellular component: kinetochore; bub1-bub3 complex; mitotic checkpoint complex. Gene Ontology annotation, molecular function: ubiquitin binding.
AUGUCGCGACCAUCGUCAUCGCGCUCUUCGCCUACUCCAUCGGACAUCGUCUUUCCUGACCCUCCGACCGCCAACAUUUCUGCCUUGGCGUUUUCGCCCACCCCCUCGACUUCGACUAGCAUCCUCGCAGCCAGCUGGGACCAUGGCGUGCACCACUACCGGCUCGACGAUGGGCGCGCUGUGAAGGUGCAGACGUUCGCGCACGAGGCGCCUGUGCUUGACGUGUGCUUUGUGAGCGAUACGAUCGCUGCGUCUGCAGGCGUGGAUCGGCGCGUGCGGCUGCACGAUCUGGGGACGGGCAAGACGAUGGUUGUGGGUAAACACGAGGAUGCGGUGUUGAAGUUACGGUGGUGCGCAAAGACGCAGCUGCUCGUCUCCGGAUCGGCGGACAGGACGUUGCGGUUCUGGGAUGUGCAUAGCGGCGAGGGGAUCAAGGCACUCCGAAUGCCGGAUAAGGUGAUUGCGAUGGACAUUUCACCAGCCUUUGCCAGCGUCCAGGCCGGGCCACUGCCAACCGCAUCGCAAGGGGGAAAGUUGGCGGAGCGCGAUGAAACACCCAGGCUGGUGGUUGGGAUGGCUGGACGACACGUAUACGUCUACGACCUGGUCCCACUGCGUGCUGCGAUUGAUAGGGAGAAGAAGGGGGAGAAGGUGGAGGACCGCGAUUGGGAGCCGGACCAGAAACGCGAGUCGUCGCUCAAGUUCAUGGCGCGCGAUGUGCGAUGUAUGCCCUCCGGCGACGGCUAUGCAACGUCGAGCAUCGAAGGUCGAAUCGCCGUCGAGUUUUUCAACCCCAAACCGGCGGUUCAGGCGCUCAAGUACGCCUUCAAAUGCCAUCGUGAAACUAUGGACGAUGAAGAAGGACCCUACGAUACGGUCUACCCCGUCCACGCUAUUGCUUUCCACCCCACGCACGGAACAUUCGCAAGUCUGGGCGGCGAUGGUGUGGCGAGUGUCUGGGACGCAGGCGCAAAGAAGCGCAUUCGUCAGUACCCGCGUUUGGACUCCACCAUCACAGCUGCCGCCUUCGACCCCUCCGGCCACGUCUUGCUCAUCGCCACGGGCACCGAUGCCGUGGAACCAAUCAACUCCCCCAACGCCGUCACACUCAUUGCAAAGACCAACGUGCACGAAGAGUGCAAGCCCAAAUCCAAGUCAUCGUCGAAAUCGAAAAAGUAG